UUGGAGGCUGCCAUGUUUUUUUCUCCGGCAAAUUUUGUGAGAGGUCAAAAUAUGCUGUCGAGAUUAGCAUUAAAAUCAGGCCAUUUUGGCUUUGCUGUGAGGGGCCAGUUAAACAGAUGUGCUGCUCCAGCUCUAGUACGAGGGGCCAGUUCCGAAGUCUCGAAGCAGGACCCUUUUGACAAGGCCUACACACUGUACAACUCGCCAGACCGGGACCUUGUGAACUUCCCAAAUCCCAAGAUGCCCGAUGUCUCACCACCCGUUCGAUUGGGUUUCCUACCUGAACAUUGGUUCCAAGCAUUCUAUGACAAAACUGGUGUGACAGGUCCCUACCUUUUUGGAACUGGCCUUAUUGCCACUCUCCUGUCCAAGGAAAUCUGGGUAGUUGACCAUGGCUUCACUGAGGUGUUAGGUUUCUGGGCUGCUAUGUUCAUCCUGAUCAAAAAAAUUGGUCCUGCUUUUGGAGAAUAUUUGGAUAAAAGGAGUGAGUCCUACAAGGAGGUGUUUUAUGACAAGCCCCUGCAAAAUGCCAAGUCAGCAAGCUUGGAGUUUAUUGACAACACAGAAAAGAUGAUCGAAGCUCAGAAAGGCCAGAAGUUCCUGUUUGAGGCAAAGAGGGAAAAUGUGGGUCUUCAGUUGGAGGCUAUAUACAGGCAACGAUUGCAUGAUGCACAUCAGGAGGUCAAGAAACGAUUGGACUAUCAGGUUGAUGUUCAGAACACCAAGAGGAGCUUUGAGCAGACACACAUGGUCAACUGGAUAGUUGAUAAUGUUAUCAAGGGAAUUGAUGCAAAGCAGGAGAAGGAUGCCUUGAGUAAGUGUAUAGCCGACUUGAAGGUCCUAUCCAAAACUCAUGCUGCUUCACUUUAAUGUCACAAACAACUUUGGACAAUUAGGAAAUCUUUUUGAGUGAACCAGUGUAAAAAGUCAAAUGUCCUGUAGGUCAGGGGUAGAAGCAACAAACCUGCUCUUUGACCAUUUACAAGCAUAUCUUGGCUAUGAAAAACCAGAACUGUUGAGUGAAUAUGUGACCCGCUCUACCAAAACUAGGCGCUUGUCGCAUCUGAACUUGACAGGUUGAUACGGACUUGUUGUUCAUUUCCCUAUUGUAGACCUUUUGUGAAAUGUGACCAAAUCAGUUUGUAAUAGAUUUCACAAAAGGUCUACAAUAGGGAAAUGAACAACAAGUCCGUAUCAACCUGUCAAGUUCAAAUGUGACAAGCGCCUAGUUUUGGUAGAGCGAGUCACAUAUAUGACCUGUCACAUGAAAACCAGGUGUAUGUCGCACAGAAGAUGAGCCGAACUGACACCAGGGGUAAUAGAAGGUAUUGAUGUAAUCAGAUUUCACGAAAGGCAGACAACAAUGAAACCAACAACAGUCUGUCUCAACCUGCUCAGAGCACUAUGCGCCUGGUUUUGCUGUGAUGGGUCACAUAUUAUCUACGAUUCACUCUCAUUCUAAGUUCAUCCAGUGAGUUGGGAGUUCAAACAUUCUUUAAGUGAUUAUUUAAGUGACAGUGUAAUAGAUCAGUUAAGUCCCUGGCAAGACAUCGCCAAGUAACUCUGGUUUCCAGCAUAUGUACAUACCAUGCUCACUUGAUGAUUAGUGUAGUGCACGGGUACACUCUUAGAACUUAUGAUGUGCUGAUUAAAUUCCUGUUUUGUGAUUCUGUUAAAGACAGUGUACGUGUAAAAUAGAAUAAAAGUAACUUUGUAUUGAUAA
Lineus longissimus is the source of this 1723-nucleotide messenger RNA. Its product is annotated as ATP synthase subunit b, mitochondrial-like. The transcript is spliced from 8 exons. The coding region runs from base 13 to 870 and encodes 285 amino acids. The record is from RefSeq and is a predicted model, not a curated record. Gene Ontology annotation, biological process: proton motive force-driven ATP synthesis. Gene Ontology annotation, molecular function: proton-transporting ATP synthase activity, rotational mechanism. Lineage: Eukaryota; Metazoa; Nemertea; Pilidiophora; Heteronemertea; Lineidae.